Mesocestoides corti is the source of this 522-nucleotide messenger RNA. NCBI's taxonomy places the organism in Eukaryota, Metazoa, Platyhelminthes, Cestoda, Cyclophyllidea, Mesocestoididae. The record is from the annotation of a GenBank genome assembly.
GACCUAAAUCGAGUGAGGAUGCUGGAGAGGAUCAAAUUCGGUGCCGAAUGUGUCAGUCUAAGUAUAGUUACCCUAUUCCUCGUGGAGAUUUUGCUCAAACUCUGGGUAUUUGGUAUAGGACUCUACCUUCACAGUCUCAUCGAGAUGAUCGACGCAGCGGUUAUUUUCGUUAGUUUUGCCAUUGACGUGUACUUUGUGGUCACGGAAGUGCGGCGACAUCACUCGGCAUCUUCUCCGGUAGAGCACGGUGCCUUUGCGUCGACCCCAGGCCCCGACAUCCCCCCUGACAGUACCAUCAAGGUUCUUCCGGAGGCCGCCGGCUUUCUUGUUCUUUUCCGGCUGUGGCGUGUCGUUCGAAUCGCCAACGCUGUUCUAGUCUCAGUGUCCACAACGCAUGAGACGAAAAUCCAGGAAUUGAAGGAGGAACGCGACAGAGCAAAAAGGCGUGUGUCCCAGCUUGAGGGUUACAUCCGCUCCCUUGGCGGCGACAUUCCAAGCGACUCCUACCCCCAAUCGGAAUAG